Messenger RNA from Lactuca saligna, 1029 nucleotides. NCBI's taxonomy places the organism in Eukaryota, Viridiplantae, Streptophyta, Magnoliopsida, Asterales, Asteraceae. The record is from the annotation of a GenBank genome assembly.
AUGUACAACAUGAAAACAACGUUACGAGGGAAUCGCCGCUUCUUCUUUCGCUUAUCGCUUAUCGCUUCCAUUUCUUCUAAAUCAGAGUUGAAAGAGAAGAAGAAAAGGAACUCUGAAAUGGAGUCUCAAGCGUCUUUGAUGGAGGUUGAAGGAGGCAAUUUCGGUUGCUCACAUUACAUGAAGAAAUGCAAGCUCAAAGCACCAUGUUGUGAUGAAAUUUUCAAUUGUCGCCAUUGCCAUAACGAAUCCAAGAAUUCCAUUGACAUUGAUCCAGUUCUUCGCCAUGAUCUUCCUCGACAUGAAGUUAAGAAGGUUAUAUGUUCUCUAUGUGAAACCGAACAAGAUGUUCAACAAAAUUGCAUCAAUUGCGGAGUAUGCAUGGGGAAAUACUUCUGUGAGAAAUGUAAAUUCUUCGAUGAUGACGUUUCCAAGAAUCAAUACCAUUGUGAUCAAUGUGGCAUAUGUAGAACAGGCGGACAGGAGAAUUUCUUUCAUUGUGACAAAUGUGGAUGUUGUUAUUCAAAAGUGAUUAAAGACACACACGUGUGUGUUGAAAGGGCAAUGCACCACGAUUGUCCGAUUUGCUCUGAGUUCUUGUUUGAUACAUUGAGGGAUCUUACAAUUUUACCAUGUGGGCAUACAAUGCAUUUGGAUUGCUUAAAAGAAAUGGAACAACAUCAUCGAUAUUCUUGCCCUGUUUGCUCAAAAUCCGUAUGUGAUUUAUCGGAUGUUUGGAGAAAGCUUGAUCAUGAGGUUGAAGUGACACCUAUGCCCCAGUCGUAUAGAAACAAAAUGGUGUGGAUAUUAUGCAAUGAUUGUGAGAAGAUAUCAAGAGUGCAAUUUCACAUAGUGGGGCAUAAAUGUGAAAAGUGUAAUUGUUAUAAUACACGACAAAUAAGAGGAGCUCCUUCGUCUGAAUUCACAUCUUCGGCUUCUGAGGAGGAUUGUAAUUAGUCAAAUAUAAGGGUUUAAAAGGUGGUGUUAUAUAAUAAAAUGUUAAAGAGUUUUUUUUUUUUUUUUUUUUUUUUU